Vespula pensylvanica (western yellowjacket) is the source of this 4234-nucleotide messenger RNA. RefSeq names its product adenylate cyclase type 6. NCBI's taxonomy places the organism in Eukaryota, Metazoa, Arthropoda, Insecta, Hymenoptera, Vespidae. The transcript is spliced from 22 exons. The record is from RefSeq and is a predicted model, not a curated record. Bases 201 to 4010 code for a protein of 1269 amino acids. Gene Ontology annotation, molecular function: adenylate cyclase activity. Gene Ontology annotation, cellular component: plasma membrane. Gene Ontology annotation, biological process: adenylate cyclase-inhibiting G protein-coupled receptor signaling pathway; cAMP biosynthetic process; adenylate cyclase-activating G protein-coupled receptor signaling pathway.
AAGAAAAAAAAAGGAAAAAGAAGAAAAGAAGAAAGGAAGGAAGGAUGUAAGACCGUUUUACAUCUCCGAGAAUGAAAAUCGUGUCAAGAUCAUCGAAUACGGACCCGUUGUUGUUAGGAAAAAACAUGAAAUAAUAACCAAGGUAAAAAGCUGAUAAAACUCUGCCGCUUAUAUCAACGCGUAUAAAGGGAAAUUUAAAGAUGGACAAGUACGGAGUGGAGUUUCCUAAACGUGAUUGGAGUCACAGGCUUAGUUUACGUGGCAGUAGAAGAAGUCAUCAGAGCGAAGUCGUAGGGAGAUCAGCAACUGGAUCUUUGAAGAGUACAAGAAGAUGGGCGAGUCUACGACAACAUACCGUAAACAAUGAUGAUGGUAAACCACGAGUCGAAUUACUUCUUGAUCCACCAGGAUCAAAACCUUCGACUCCUUCGUCUCAACCGCAUACUCCUCAUUCACCUAAUACACCAAAGACACCGCAUACACCGGUUAAGAAGUCUAACUGGGAGGUUAUCGAGCACUUUACUGGCCCACCUCGUCCCUCCAUUAUCACGAUGAACAGAGGAUCGGAAGUCGGUGUUGGUAUCAAUGUAACCGGAAAGGAACCAAUACCGGAAAUAGCCUCUAGUCCGGGAAUAACUCUACCAUCUACCGGAUGUGUCCUAUGCAGAUUUCUAAGCUCUCUUUGCACUUCUCAUCGAUUCAAAAAUCUCCAGGUGGAAAUGCUCUACCAACGUUAUUUCCUUCGCAUGAAUCAGAGUAACAUGACACACGUGCUUGGUCUACUAGUAGGAUUGGCAUUCGCACUGGGCCUGCUACUCAUCGUUAGAUUGAUUUUAACCAACAGCGAGCCUCUACUUAUGCUUCUACGACGGUCCGAAAAUCUUUCACUAGCAAUCACCCUCAUCAUAUGCAUCAUCGUUUACGCAGCAUUGGUCGCGACCAUUUCGAGACCCGGAAUAAACGAAAUUUGGUUGGCUGUGGUUAGCGGUGCCGUACUGGUUACAUUGUUGGCCUUACAAGUGACCCUGAACAUUCAUCUGGCCUAUUUGCACGAGAUGCAACAGAAAAAUUACGAAAAUGACGAGAAAGGAAAUAUAUCGUCAUUCUCGUCAUUGUCGUCUUUAUCGUCGACGUCAUCGUCUUCUCCUACGUCAUCAUCUAUAACAUCUUCUUCGUUCUUGUCAAUGUCAAAAGAACUACGAACUGGUGGUCCAUUGGCAGCAGCUUGGGCGGUCUGCUUUUUCAUCUACAUGGCUUAUGCUCUAUUACCGAUUAGGCUUAGGCAUGCCUGCAUCGCUGGAAUCUGUUUCUCGAUCGCUCAUAUCGUCGGUGCAUUGCUACUCUAUCCACAGGAUUAUCCCGCUAUAAUGGCUCACCUUCUCAGCUCGAUAGUUGUGGUCGGUGGUACGAACGUUGCUGGUGCGCUGACACAUCAUCCUAGAGAAUUGGCUCAACGACAGGCUUUCCUUGAGACCAGACAAUGCGUCGAAGCACGUUUAACAACGCAACGUGAAAAUCAGCAACAGGAAAGAUUAUUACUGAGCGUACUUCCAAGACACGUUGCGAUGGAAAUGAAAGCGGACAUUGCUGGAAAGCCAAAAGACACGAUGUUCCAUAAGAUCUACAUUCAACGACACGAGAAUGUUAGCAUUUUAUUCGCAGAUAUUUGUGGUUUCACGUCACUCUCCGACCAAUGCACAGCAGAAGAACUCGUCAGAUUGCUCAACGAGUUAUUCGCACGCUUUGACAGAUUGGCUGCCGAGCAUCACUGCCUGAGAAUAAAACUCCUUGGAGAUUGCUACUAUUGCGUUUCGGGUCUACCAGAACCAAGACCCGAUCAUGCCCACUGUUGCGUGGAGAUGGGAUUGGAUAUGAUUGAUGCGAUCACACUGGUGCGCGAGGUAAUGGCUGUUAACGUAAAUAUGAGGGUUGGUAUUCAUACUGGACGAGUACUUUGCGGAGUUCUAGGCUUGAGGAAAUGGCAAUUCGAUGUUUGGAGCAACGACGUUACUUUGGCCAAUUAUAUGGAAAGUGGUGGAAUACCAGGUCGAGUGCAUAUUACUAAAGAGACCUUGAAUUGCUUGGGAGGAUAUUACGAGGUCGAGGAGGGACAUGGUGAAGAGAGGAACUCUUAUUUGAAGGAGCACAACAUCGAAACUUAUUUAAUCGUUCCUGGUAAUACUUACAAGGAUAAUAUCUCUACAUCUGGCACAAAAAAAGGAUUCACGAUAAAUGGAAACGUGUCGAAAGAAAUGAGAGUUAUGGGUCAUGGAUCGCAACAUGGCAAACAAGCCAAAUUAGGAUUUGGCGAGAAUGUCGAAUGCGAAAAAGAUCCAGAAGACGAAGUAAAUGAAUAUCUGAUGAGAGCUAUUGACGCAAGAAGCAUCGACCGUCUUAGAGCUGAACAUUGUACGCCUUUCAUCUUGACGUUUCGAAGGCCUGACAUCGAAGAGAAGUAUUCACGAGAAAGAGAUAGGAUGCUUUCCGCCUAUUUUGUAUGUUCCGGUUUCGUUUACAUGGUCGUUGUGGUCGCCAUCGCCAUUACUCUUUCUGGGAGUAUAUAUUUCUACGUCUGUGCCGGUGUGAGCAUAUUGGUGAUAGCUUUGGUAAAUGCUAUUCUACUUGCUGAGAAAAACGAGACGGUACCUCAAUGGAUGAGGAACAUGGCUUUGAAGAUUUUUGAAAAUCGGGUAAUCGCCCAAAGCAUUGCCGCCGCCGUCGUCUUUUUAACCUUCAUCACCGUUCUUUCACCUUUGAUAAAACUAGACGAAAGCGAAACAUGUGGAAGUAGUAUUUUGACUUCAACCACCGAAUGGCUUAACAAUUCUGGCGUAAUGGUUAAGAGAAUCGAAAAACAAAAUGGACCGUGUUACUACACUCUAUUCUCCGACCUAUUUCCCGUUCUGGUGAUGUUAGUUAUGGUGACCUGUGCGGUAUAUCAAAUUUUAACUUCGGUCUUCAAGGUCGCCGUACUAAGCAUCGUCGUGGCCUGUUAUUUAGGUGUUAGUAUUUAUCAAGCUAUGAACGACGAUCGUUUGGAUAUCGCUGAAAAAUGGUUGGCUGGCGUUUUGGUAAUCUUUUUUAUGGCGUGUCUGGUCGUACAUUCGCAACAUACCGAAGCUACCUACAGAUUAGACUUCCUAUGGAAACUCCAAGCGACCGAGGAGAAAGAAGAGAUGGAAAAUCUCAAGGCCUACAAUCAAAAAUUAUUGGCGAAUAUUCUACCGGAACACGUGGCCGCACAUUUUCUAUCCACCGUUAAUUCCGACGAGCUCUAUCACGAGCAAUGUGACUUCGUUUGCAUAAUGUUCGCCUCCAUACCAAACUUUUCGGAAUUCUAUGUCGAGUUAGAGGCGAAUAACGAGGGCGUCGAGUGCCUCCGACUUCUUAACGAAAUCAUCGCCGACUUCGACGAGCUUCUAGCGGAGGAGCAAUUCAAGUACAUCGAGAAAAUAAAGAGUACUGGUGCCACGUACAUGGCAGCAUCCGGCCUGACGAGAAACACCUGCGACAUGAGGGACUACAAACAUGUGACCGCGAUGGCGGACUAUGCUUUAAGAAUACGCAAACAGCUGGCUGACGUUAAUGAACACAGUUUCAACAACUUUAGGAUGCGCAUAGGGAUCAACAUAGGACCGGUUGUUGCCGGGGUGAUAGGCGCAAGAAAGCCGCAAUACGACAUUUGGGGUAACGCCGUAAACGUGGCCUCCAGAAUGGAUUCUACCGGAGUUUUGGAUAGGAUUCAGGUCACCCGUGAAGUUCACGAUAUUCUAUUGGCUAAAGGUUAUCCACUUACUUGUCGUGGUAGUAUACAGGUUAAAGGAAAGGGUAGUAUGAUAACGUAUUUUUUGAAUGGACCAUGUGAUACUACGAAGACGAGGAAUAACGAUACAGAGAUAUUAACCAGGACCAAUACUAACAAUAACAACAAUAACAACAACAAUAAUAGCAACGCUAACGUUAACGAAAGAAUGUCGUCCUCGCCCAAUAACGGAGCAGUACUUCUUUGAAGAAAAAAAUCAGAUUAUUUAUUUUAGAGAAGUUAACAAUCAAAAUAUCAUCUUUUGUCCUUCCUUUGUCCAAUGUUUCUUAUAUCUAUACAAGUUUUGAUUAUCUGGAUAUAUGCCGUUCGAUAUUUCGAUGAUGAUCAAAACGACUACAAGGAAAAUAAGACGACGAUGAUGUAGAUGACGAUAAAAUAGAAAAAUAUAUCAUUAGAUUUUAUUUCAGAUUU